AUGGCCCAACCUUGGCGCCCGUUCGUCGCCGACAUCUCGCCGGUCGCAGUGGCCGACGACGACGACCCACCGGCGGCGUGCGCCGCGUGCGCCCACCUGGGGCGCGCGUGCCCGACGGGAUGCCCGCUGGCGCGCUGCUUCCCGGCGGCCGGGGACCAGCCAGCGGACGGCCGGCUAUUCCGGAACGCGUUCCGCCUCUUCGGCGUCGGCAACGUCGUCGGCUUCCUGCUGGCGGCCGGCGGGGACCCGGGGAAACGGCGCGACGCCGCGGUGUCCGUCGCCUACGAGGCCGACGCGCGGGCCGACGACCCCGUGCGCGGCGCCCACGGCGUGGUGAUGGACCUCGAGCGGGAGCUCGACUGCCUGAAGGCCGAACUCGCAACCGCGCAGAGCGCGCUCGCGCGGCACCGCCAAUACGCCCAGCCGCCGCCGCCGCCACCCGACGCACUCGAUCGAGCUCGAGCCCUUAACUACUUCUGCCAUGGAUGCUGCGGCGACGUCGACGGAGCGGCCUGA
Oryza sativa Japonica Group (Japanese rice) is the source of this 516-nucleotide messenger RNA. Its product is annotated as LOB domain-containing protein 24. The record is from RefSeq and is a predicted model, not a curated record. NCBI's taxonomy places the organism in Eukaryota, Viridiplantae, Streptophyta, Magnoliopsida, Poales, Poaceae.